Messenger RNA from Caretta caretta (loggerhead turtle), 1074 nucleotides. RefSeq names its product putative G-protein coupled receptor 33. The record is from RefSeq and is a predicted model, not a curated record. Gene Ontology annotation, biological process: inflammatory response; complement receptor mediated signaling pathway; positive regulation of cytosolic calcium ion concentration. Gene Ontology annotation, cellular component: plasma membrane. Lineage: Eukaryota; Metazoa; Chordata; Testudines; Cheloniidae. Gene Ontology annotation, molecular function: complement receptor activity; G protein-coupled receptor activity.
CCACCACUCGCUCCCCAGGGCACCAUGGACCAAGGCAACAUGACUCUCCCACCAACCACAGGGGCGAAUUCCAGCCAGACCCCAGCAGCUGUGAGCGCCACUCACCUGGCUGCGGCCGUGUUGCUCUUCACCACCUUCCUGGUGGGUGUGGUGGGGAACGGGCUGUACCUGUGGGUGCUGGGGCUGAAGAUGAGGAGGACGGUGACCACGCUCUGGUUCCUCCACCUGGUCUCCUGCUACCUUCUCUUCACCCUGCUGAUCCCCUUCUUCGCCGUCUAUGUCCUCCUGGGUUUCCAUUGGGUCUUUGGCAUGGCCUUGUGCAAGUUCCUCAACACCUGCAUCUCUCUGGGCAUGUUCUCCUGUGUCUUUCUUCUCUCCCUCAUCAGCCUGGACCGCUACAACCUCACUCACCACCCCAUCUGGUGCCGGCAUCACCGCAAUGUGCCCCGAGCUCGGAAGCUGGUUGUGGGCGUGUGGCUGGUCUCCUUCGGUCUCAGCGCUCCCUACCUGGCUUUCCGGGAGACCCAGGUGUUGGACGGGGGCAGGAUCAUCUGCGUUAACAAUUACGCCCUCUCCAGAGACUGGAAUGGAGCCGAGCCACAGGAGCUGGGGAGACGGGUCCACCUGGCCAUCUUCAUGAUCCGGUUCUUGCUAGGCUUUCUGCUCCCCCUUUGCACCAUUGCAGGCUGCUAUGGCAGGGUGGGGCUGAAGAUGAAGGAGAAGAAGCUGGCGUGGGCUGGGAAGCCCUUCAAAGUCAUGGUGGCCGCGGUGGUUUCCUUCUUUCUCGGGUGGCUGCCCUACCACCUCUUCCACGGUUUGAAUCUCUACAAGAAGGAGGUGCCAGAGUCAGUGACGAGUGCUCUCAUGGUCAUUUACACCUUGUCAUCCUGCUUCAAUGCCUGCUUCACCCCCAUCCUUUACCUCUUCGUGGGGGAGAAGUUCUGGCAGGUCUUCAGGACGUCUCUUCUCACUCUGGUCAAAGCAGCUUUUCUUGAUGAUCUCGGCAGCAGUGCCCCUGAGAAUAGUGGAAGACAAGGAUCUGAAGCUGAGAACACAAAACAGGUGAUGGUCUGA